Messenger RNA from Colletotrichum tamarilloi, 600 nucleotides. RefSeq lists its product as uncharacterized. The record is from RefSeq and is a predicted model, not a curated record. Lineage: Eukaryota; Fungi; Ascomycota; Sordariomycetes; Glomerellales; Glomerellaceae. The coding region runs from base 1 to 600 and encodes 199 amino acids. The transcript is spliced from 2 exons.
AUGUCUUUCUCUUUCCGCCACUACCUCGCCGCUGGCAUCCGUGGUAUGCGCGUCGCCACCGGCACAUCAUACGAGGAUAUUUUCGAUCAACUCUUCCAAGCUCUCAACGUUCUCCGUCGCGAAGCCGCUCAAAGCGGCGACAUUCGGCCUUACUCUGAAGAAUACUUCCCAGACGACAUCUAUGACCCGCCAAGUCCCCAGUAUGUCAACCUCACCGGUGUCCCCAGCCAUGUCUCUUCCAGCUCUGGCCCAGCUCAGCCAGGACACCAGAUCAAUAUCCCCAUUCGCCUCAGUGGAACUCCCCAGCCCACUGCAUUCGUUCAGCCCACCGUCUACCCCACCGAUCCCAACGCCCCUGUUCCAGCUGUUCAUAACCCUCCACCCGAGCCCGUCUAUAACCCGCACACAGAAAUGCCGAGAAGAAAGGGCGACGAGGGAGACAAGCUCUGGCCCUGCGAGUACGACGGCUGCGAUGCCUCGUACACCCGCCGUAAAACGUUCCUUGAUCACAUGGUGGCUAAGCAUGGGUAUCCAGCCCCGCCCAAGAGACCCUCCCGGCCCAAAACUCCAGCCAAUGCCACAGCUUCUAGUAGCGGAUAG